Messenger RNA from Colletotrichum siamense, 2166 nucleotides. RefSeq lists its product as uncharacterized. Gene Ontology annotation, molecular function: zinc ion binding; RNA polymerase II cis-regulatory region sequence-specific DNA binding; DNA-binding transcription factor activity, RNA polymerase II-specific. The record is from RefSeq and is a predicted model, not a curated record. Gene Ontology annotation, biological process: regulation of transcription by RNA polymerase II; DNA-templated transcription. NCBI's taxonomy places the organism in Eukaryota, Fungi, Ascomycota, Sordariomycetes, Glomerellales, Glomerellaceae. Gene Ontology annotation, cellular component: chromatin. The transcript is spliced from 8 exons. The coding region runs from base 1 to 2166 and encodes 721 amino acids.
AUGAUCACCCAGCUGCGGUCGCACGGAGAGGCCGCCCCCAGCGUCAGUACAAGUGCGGAUACUGCCCAAAAGCGUUCAAGCGCAGUGAGCAUUGCAUUCGACACCAGCGCACCCAUACCCGAGAGAAGCCAUAUAUCUGCCGGUACUGCCACAAGUCUUAUGGAAGGAAUGCCACUGGUGCCCAGAGAUUUGGUAACAAGACACGAGCGCACUCUACAUGCGAAGUCGCACAACAACGAGAAGAUCGCCGACGAGGUGACAGUGGCAUGUUCACUAUCGACGCAAGCAACGAACCACGAGACACCUGUUAGCGACGAUAUUUCGGACGGCGAAGAGAUAGAUCUGGAAAGACAGUCUUACCCAGAGUCCCUCGAGUACCAGUCUCCACGUAACGACGUAGCUUCUUCAGCCUCCUCUCCCAUUACCGGUCGAUUCGAAGCAAAUUUUCAAACAGCCUCUCCAUUUGGCGUGGAAGACCGCGACGUCAUUUUGGAAGGCAUCGUCCAAGCAGAGUCAGAACCAAGGUUGCCAGGUCAGAGGUGUGACGAAACCUCUGAAGAAUGCUCGAAUGGUUCAAGAAGGGCGCAGACCCAGUCUUCCAGCCCACAUACCGCUGAUCCGCGACCACACCAGCUAGAAGUGUUAGAACUGGACAUGAUUGACCCGGCGUUGUUUUCAGAUAUUGGCCAAGAGAUGGACAUGGACUUUGGGCUCCCAGGACCGUCGGCAAACGUACCCAGUCACGAACCAACGGAAGUACUUCGCCAACAUGUCCCAGGAGGAACGGAUCAGCGCACGGAUCGCUCUGUCGCGAUGCAUAACGAUCCAGGAUCGUUUGUCUUCUCACCAAACACAAUGGCAGAGCUAAAUCUUACUGCAAUCGAAUUCGCUUCUUUAACUCGCCAGGCUGGCGAUAUCAGCGAGGAUCGCCUUCAAGUAGAGACUGGUGGCCUUGCUACAUCUGGCUUUAUUGGAGACUAUUCGCCAAACUCCCGGAAAGGCGCCCAGGCUGUUGUUGGGCCUUCAAGCGUGCCCUUGCAGAUUAAAAACCCAUUACCUGCUGAUGGACGAGCUGUUGUAAAGGACUAUGCUCUUUGGACUGUUCAGACGCGAGUGUUGCUUAGUUUCUUCGCCAUAAUGAGUGGUGAUAGAGAACUUGUCAACGAUACCAUGAGAGACAACGGAUUUUACACUUUGGUGUACAGCAAAGCCCGAGCAGCUGUAGCGGGAGGCGCCCCUGAAUCAGACACUAUGGAUUGGCAAUUAUGGAUCGAGCUUGAAUCAUGGAAACGAUUGAUAGGCGGCAUAUUCAUCGAAAGCACGUUGACAAUGGUCAUAUACGAAGUUAACCCGGGGUUUCACGCAACUCAAGACCUGGACAUCCCAGUGUAUAGCGAUGAAAUCCUGUGGAAUGCGGGGUCCCCUGAUGACUGGAGAGAAACAUACAUCAGCAUCGGAACGAAGAAAGAAAGCAGGCGCCACACCAUCAAAGAUGUCCUAGUGGACAUUUUACUCGAAGGGAAGUAUCACGCAAACAUCAUGCCUUACCACGUAUCGCCACUCACCGCUCUCGUUGCUGUACAUGCGCUGGUGGUACACAUGUGGCAGCGUUUCCAAGACCAAGAAUGCUCCCUCGUGUUUAAUUGCCAGGCUAUAUUGCGAAUUGCUUACACCCGCAUUGCUGGCCCUUCGAUCAGAAUUAGCCUCAUGAACACAGAUGAUGCAGAUGUGGACGCGGCAAUAUCUUCAUUUGUGACUGCGAAAAUGGAACGCAGCCCACAAUUACUCGAUAUCAUUUCAAAAUCUUUCGAAGGCUUCAAGAUCCCAGUCAAAAUUGGUCACUUGCUUGUACGAAAGACAGCAGCAUUUCGUUGGAGCGUGGAGCACGCAGUAGCAGGAUGGUCAAGCGCAAUUCUUGUGUCUAAAUGGGUCUAUUCCAUAGAGAUUGGUGUCUUUGCUGGCAUACAGCCGACUGCGGCCGAAAGCAAGCUGCUUACCAUCAUCAGAGAGGCUCUCGAAGAAGCAGAAUGCGAACUGAGUGAAGCUUCGUGCUUAUCGGCGGCCGUGGCCAAGACCUGGGGUUGGUUCAUGCACGAUGUCUGGAUCUGGGGGAUUACGCCUCGAAUGGGAGAAGCACUCAAUCGUCUGGCAAUUGCCUGUGCUUAG